This is a messenger RNA of Helianthus annuus (common sunflower), 1185 nucleotides long. RefSeq names its product 3-hydroxybutyryl-CoA dehydrogenase-like. Gene Ontology annotation, molecular function: NAD+ binding. Lineage: Eukaryota; Viridiplantae; Streptophyta; Magnoliopsida; Asterales; Asteraceae. Bases 1 to 666 code for a protein of 221 amino acids. Gene Ontology annotation, biological process: fatty acid metabolic process. The transcript has 2 exons. The record is from RefSeq and is a predicted model, not a curated record.
AUGCAGACCACGCAUAGACCUAUGAGUCUGAAGAGUGUUUGUUUUUUAGAAGUGUUUUCAUUAAAAAAAGGUCUUCUAGACCUCUUCCCCUUGCACACCUGGACUCAUAUCUUCAAGCCUCUUCUCAUCCUCUUCUAUUUCAAAAAACCCCUGGCAUGUUCCUCCUCCACAUCUCCCCUCCACCACCACAUCUCCGUCACCUUCCCUGCCGGCGCCCUACUGCCACACACAACCACCUCCUCCGUCGCCGCCAACCAAACACUCAUGGCGGUUGCCGGUUCCGAUGUCUGGCUCCUCGAUAAAGACGCCGGAGCUCUCCAUGGUGCCAAGGGUUCUAUCUCUAACUCCGUUCAACGUCUUGUCAACAAAGGUCAACUCUCCAAGGAAGUAGGAAUUAAGGCUCUAGAGCGUCUAAACUAUACUUCGAAUCUCGAAGAUCUUCGAUAUGCAGAUAUUGUUAUAGAAACCAGUGUAGAAUCUGAGGAUGUGAAGAAGAAACUGUUUGCAGAACUAGAUAAAAUUGUCAAAGGGUCCGCCAUUUUGGCGUCGAAUACGAGUUCUAUCUCCAUUAUUCGUCUUGCAGCUGCGACAAAACGACCACACCAGGUGAUCAGUAUGCAUUUCAUGAACCCCCCCUCCAAGUUUAUGUUAAUUGUGUAUGUUUAGGUUUAUGGUUAUUGUUUCAGAUUCAUGUUUAGAUAAUGUUUAUUGUUUAUGUUUAGAUUUAGGUUUAUGCUAAUUGUUUAUGUUUAGGUUUAGGUUUACAUUUAUGUUAAUUGUUUAUUUCAGCAGAAGUUAAAAACAAACAGUCUUCUUCUUGCAGACAGCAGAGAUUUGGUCCACCUCUUCUGCUACAGACGUCUGCAGAUGUGGUCCGCAGACUGCAGACAUUUUACCUCUGAAAAAACAAACAGCACCGUGUUCAUAGGAUCAUGGCUGUUUCAAAUGACAAACUGAACCAAAAAGCAGCAAAGGUAGAUCUAGACAUGCUGGUUGUGCUAGUAUAACACGACAUGACUCGACACGAAGUUGAUACAGGUCUAGGUCACAAACGAGUCAACGCGUUAAUGUCACAAUUAAAAGUGUCUUAACUCUUAACUCUUAAGUGGGUUCAACCAGCCUGACCUGCUUAUGACACAAAUAACAUGUGUAACUAAUCAUGUUAAACGAGUUAACAGGUCGACA